AGUUCACUUAAAUGCAGCUGCAGUACUUUUGUGUGAUACCUGUCAGAAUCAUUCCCAGAGCGAGGUUGGGUUUGUGACCAUGAUGUCAAGAUUGGUCUUUCUCCUUUUCUGUGGAUAUAUUGCACUAAACGCAGGAAAUGCUCAGAAAUUGCCAAGAGUGAAAAGGCAGAGUCUGAAAGUUCAGAUCAAUGCAACAGAUGACACCGUUUGUAUGAGGUAUCUUCGACCAAGUCAAAACACCAAACUAGAAGGUUUUGUCCUGGGUUAUGGAAGCAACUUCUUCUCUAAUCAGUACAUUCCUUUACCUUCAGAAGGAAAAAGCUCCAUAACAGAACUCGAUGCAGAGCCACGGUAUUUGGUUUCAGUGAGACCAGCACGUGUUUCAAAUAACAAGAAAUCUUGCUCAGGUCGGACCAAGACUCAAAAGCCUCUGCAGCUGGUAGUUGGCACUCUCACCCCAACCUCUGUGUUCCUCUCUUGGGGCAUCCUAGUCAACCCUCAACAUGACUGGACAGCAACAAGUAACUGUGCUAGCGACAGGUUCUAUACAGUUCGCUACAGAGAAAAGGGUAAAGACAAGAAAUGGGUUUUUCAGCUUUGCCCAGUUACUGAGACGGUGGUGGACAAUCUGAAGCCAAACACACUUUAUGAGUUUGGAGUUAAAGACAACGUAGAGGAUAGUAUUUGGAGCAAGACGUUCAAUCAUAAGACAGUUCUGUCUAAUAAAAAAGUAAACGGACAACUCCAGAAUAUGUACAAGUUGGUACCUAAUGCCCAAACACAGCUUACGCUGCGUGAUAAUAAGAAGUUGAUCCCUGUCACAAUAAUCAAACAAGUUAUUCAAAAUCGGACGCAGUCAAAAACUUCAGAUAGUUCUUCUCUGCCAGGAGCAAUAUUAGUGCACCUUAUAGUUCCAGGUCUCAAUGAAACUCAGCAGAAACUUCCUCCUCUCCUGACAAUAGAUGACAUACCUCAAGCAUCCAGGAAAAAAAUGGCUAAGAAUGAAACUCGAGUGUGGCCUGCUGAAUCCAAAACACCAGAAGUUCAAGAAAUCUCCCCACAGUCCCUCCCAGCUCAGGCUGAGAAAAAACAUGGAACUGAGGAAUUUAAAUCAACGCCUAAACCCGAAUUGGUACAAACUCAAAAUAUACUGGCUUCUAAUGAAAUACAGCCAUUUCCUUCUGGAUCCAGAAUCUCUGAGGCUCCAAAAAGUCCAUUGACAGAACCUGCUACUCAGAGUCCAGCCUUGAAAACCAUAUCUCUACCUUCUGCAGAAACCAGACAGAUGGAGAUGGCUUUUGAGGAAACACAGCCUGUUUCUUCAGGAUCCAAAACAUCUGGUACCACAGAAGUGCAACCAACCAGAUCUGGUGACAGGAAGCCUCUUUCUUCAAGAUCCAAAACAUCUGGCAUGCCAGAAAUGCCACCAAUCUCAGCUGCAAGCCAGAGACCGGACCUGGAAUCCACCUCAUCUGCUUCAGCAGAAACCACAAGGACUGUGAUGGCUACUCGAAGACCGAGGCCGAAGUCCACCACCCCUUCUUCCCUGGCAACCCAGCAAACCGUGAUGGCCUCACAUGACUUUCUUCAUGUUACUUCCACUCCCCAAAAAUCUACGUCUGCAAAAAUGUCAGAGCGAGAGACUGCUGCUGAUGAAACACAGAUUAUUUCUUCAGGAUCCACAAUGUUUGCUAUUCCAGAAAUGCCAUCAACAAAAUAUGCUACCCAGGGACCAGACCUGAAAUUCACAUCUCAACCCUCCAUGGAAACCAGAGGGAGUGUGAUAGCUUUUGAUGAAAAGCAGCACAUUUCUUCAAGAUUUGAAACAUCUGUCAGCCAAGAAAUGCCAUCAGCUGUACCUGCUCUCCCAAGACCAGUCCUGGAGCCCUCAUCUUUUCCUUCUCUGGAAACCACGAGGACAGUGAUGGCAAGCCAGAGACCGGACCUGGAAUCCACCUCAUCUGCUUCAGCAGAAACCACAAGGACUGUGAUGGCUACUCGAAGACCGAGGCCGAAGUCCACCACCCCUUCUUCCCCGGCAACCCAGCAAACCGUGAUGGCUUCACUGGACUCUCAUCAUAUUACUUUCCCGUCCCAAACAUCUGCAUCUGCAGAAAUAUCAAAAAUCGAGACUGCUUUCAGUGGUAUUCAGCCUGUUCUUUCAAGCCCUGUGACACCUAGUAAACCUGAAAUAGCAGAUGCUGAACCAGCAACAAGUGAAUCCAUUCUGGAAUCUUUCACAUCUAAAACUUCUCAUCCUUUUCAAUGGCCAAGGGUAACAUUAGCUCCAAAAGAAAUACCACUUAUUCCUUCUAAACUGAAACCAUCUGCUACCCCAGAAGUACAGCAUGUGAAACCUGCCCCUAAACCACCACUUUUGGAGCCUAAAACUUCUCAGACUGUUGAACAACCAAAAGCAACACUAGCUCCUAAAGAAGCAAAACUCAUACCUUCUGCACCUAAAGCUAGACCAUCUGCCAGACCCAAAAAGCCACGAACUAAACCUGCAGCAACCAUUCCAGUUUCAGUCACUACUAGGAGUCCCUACGCAUAUGAACAUCCAAAGACUACAGAGGUCUUGGAACCUAUUACACUUAGAAUUGAACCACCAAGGUCAACGAUGGCUCCAAAGGAGACGCGGCGUAUUCCUUCUAAACCUAAAACUUCACCCAAACCUCAUAUGCCACAAGUCAAAGAUGUCCUGGAAUCUAUAACACUUAAAACUGAUCAACUAAAGCCAACAAUAGUUCCAAAAGAAACACAGCGUGUUCCCUCCAAACCUAGAACAUCACCAAGAUCAGAGGUGCCACAAACCAAACCUGUUCUGGAACCAAUCACUUUUAGAACUGAGAAACCAAAGUCAACAGUAGCUCCUAAAGAUACAUAUCAUGGGCCUUACAAACCUAAAACAUCACCCAGUCCACGUGUUCCUCCGACUAGAGCAAGUCCAAAAGAAAGUCGGCGAGUCUCUCCCAAGCCCAGAGCAUCACCAAGUCCAGAUGUACCACACACAAAACCUGCUCCUAAAGAACCACAAUAUACUCCCUUUAAACCUAAAGCACCUCCCAUCCCAGAUGCUCCAUACAGCAAGCCUGAAAUCAUUCCAACCUUCCACGAACCAGAUACUACUAUGAUUCCUCAUAUUCCUGAAAGAACAAAGGCAACAUUGGCUCCAACUGAAAAACAUUUCAUUCACACCAAACCAAAAACAUCUGAAAAACAAAGAGUGCCACACACCAAACCUGCAAUACCUCAGACAACUCCACAACCAAUUAUUACAAAAUCUUCUACUAUCACUGAGCAUUGGGCAACAAUGGCUCCAAAAGAAACACUGCUCAUUCCUUCCAAACCCAAAACAUCUGUUGGGCCAGAAGUACCACAGACUAAACCUGCUCCAAGGGCAACACACCUGGGAUCAAUUAACCUUAUAACAGUUCAUGUUGUUGAUGGGUCCAAAAUGACUUUGGUUCCCAAUGAAACGUACCAGAUUUCACCCAAGCUCAAAACUGCUCUGGCAACUGAAAUUCCACAAUUCAAUACAGCACCUCAUAAAACACGUCUCACUUCUGCAAGACCAAAGCCAUCUGAUAAAUCACAGACCAGACCUGCUUUUAGUAAAACCACACUAGCACCAGCUAGAACAAAAGCACCUGGACUGCCAAAGUGGAUUGUGCCAACAACAGAUGAAGUAUAUACACCUGAGGAUAUUGCCGGACAAAUUAGCAUGGAAGUGGAAAAGUCUUUGGAAUAUGGUGAUACCUGGGAAAAGCCAUUUUCUGUAACUACAUCACCUGGCCCUCAGCAUCCUCCUCUACCUCCUGUCAAGCCUACACAAAUGCGAAGAAAACCUCUGCCUCCAAACACCGUGACUGGUAAACCAGGGAGUCCAGUGAAUGCCUUGUUGCCACAAGUUCCUCCUUCUGUCAUUAUAGCUAAACCUGCUGGACCAACAACACCCGUGAGGACAGGAACAUCAUAUAAGACACCAACAGCUUUUGCAACUCCAGAGUAUUAUGUUGAUGCAACCAUCUUCAGCUCAAGUCCUACAUCAGAAACAGAUUCUUCAGGCAAACCAAGGUACCAAGCACCCCAUGUCAAAUACAUGAAGAAAGAUGAUGAUGUGCCAUGCUCUAUCACAAGCUCUCUUGAACAUUUUCCUCAAGAAGAAGCUGGCAGCAAGGAAGAACCUACUCGUCCUCCACAAAAUCCUCCAACCAACCUCACUGUGGUGACUGUUGAGGGCUGUCCAACUUUCGUCAUAUUGGACUGGGAAAAACCAGACAAUGACACUGUUACUGAGUAUGAGGUUGUGUCAACUGAAAAUGGAGCAAGCGAUGGUGAAAAGGAGAAAUCGAUUAUCACUACAAAUCAGACCCAUUCUACUGUGGAAAACCUAAAACCUGACACAAGUUAUGAAUUCCAUGUGAAACCCAGAAAUCCUCUUGGUGAAGGCCCGAGUAGCAAUGUUGUGACAUUCAGUACUGAAUCAGCGGACCCAAGAGUGAGCGAGCCAAUUUCAAUGGGAAAGGACGCUAUCUGGACCGAAAUCCCAUUCAAUUCAGACACCUAUUCAGAAUGCAAAGGGAAACAAUAUGUAAAGAGGACUUGGUAUAAGAAGUUCGUAGGCGUGCAGCUGUGUAAUUCGUUGAGAUACAAGAUAUACCUCAGUGAUUCACUUACAGGAAAAUUUUAUAACAUAGGAGACCAGAGGGGCCAUGGAGAAGAUCACUGCCAAUUUGUAGACUCAUUCUUAGACGGAAGGACAGGACAGCAAGAAGAUCUACCAGUCAAAGAUGGAUUUUUCAGGGCGGUUCGUCAGGAACCUGUCAAAUUUGGAAAAAUAGGCGGGGAGACUCACAUUAAUUACGUUCGCUGGUAUGAGUGCGGAACAUCGAUACCUGGGAAAUGGUAGAGCCGACAUGAACUUGGUGAAAAGGCCCAGCACUUACCAACCCCCCCACACACACCCGCCCCCGACCGCCCCACGCAGGCUCAAAGAUGGAAAUGUUUAUGGUCUGCCUGGCACUUCAGUUCGCUGAUGUGCAAAGGUUUAUAGAAGUCUAAUGCCGAUACCGCAUUAAUUGUGUAAUAGUGUAGACUGCUUACUGUAGCUAUCCAGUUUUACAAAUUUGUUUUUAGAUUAAAAGGUAAAAAUAAAAAUCCCCAACAGGCUAGGGACGUGUUGUAGGAUAAUGUAUAGGGAAGCUGGCUCCCUAUUCUUGAGGUAUGGUUUAUAUGGUAUUUUAAAAGAUAACGGUGUGUAUAUUAUUUAUCACAAUGUUGUAAUAAAUGUUUAAGGCACAGUUACGGCAGAGUUGGUCGUGGAAUGCAACGUGCAUUAGUUUUUAAUAUUCACUGGUCUUCUUAUAAUGUAAGUGCCAUAAGCUACCUGUCCACAUAGACCUGCAACGUCUCCCCAGUCAUAAAUUAUAUCCUGCAACCAGUAAACUUGAAGCGCUUUCUCCUCACACGUACAGUUUAUACUCCUGCCAAAAUGCCGAGGUAGGUUGCUAUAUGUGCAGCUUUAAACCAUCAAGUUAGUGUGGUUUUUUUCCAUGUUUGUUUUCAAAUGCUUCACCUCCAGCACAAAAGUAUGUUCAGCCUCUUGCUCUGGAGUUAGAGCCGCUGCCCCCGAGCUCGGCAGCGGCUGGCAGCUGGGUUUGGUGUCCUCCAAGUGAGGCAGAGCCGUACACGCGUACAUGGAAUUAAAAACCAGAAUUGGCCUCCAUGGCAGCGGCUGUUCAUGAAAACGUAGUUUUCAGACUGAGACUGACUGGUUCAAAAGCCAAAUGUAGGUACAGCGCAGGGGGACUUGGAAAGAUAAAUGAAACCGGAAAAAAAAAUAAGCUAGUUGCAACAGCAUAAUCAGGUUUAUUUUAUUUAAAUAAAAAAAAAAGGUGGGUUAAAACAUUGGGGAAGUAGUGAUAACUGAACUUUAAAACUGCUUUAUAGUAAUUUUGAUUAAAACCUCUCCCAAAGCUACUUGUUGUACUGCUUGAACAUUUAUGAACUAAAUAAAGAGAUGUAGGUUUUUUUUAAAGGUGUUAUUCAUUACAUUACUAAUGUAUUGAAAAAAUAUGAACAGGAACACCCAGAUAUAUAUAUAGUAGAAAUAGUCAUUUAUAGAAAAUGCCUUAUAAAGUACA
Molecule: messenger RNA, 6146 nt
Organism: Chroicocephalus ridibundus (black-headed gull)
Lineage: Eukaryota; Metazoa; Chordata; Aves; Charadriiformes; Laridae
Gene: ABI3BP
Product: ABI family member 3 binding protein
Exons: 58
Coding region: 80-4912 (1610 amino acids)
Biological process (GO): extracellular matrix organization; positive regulation of cell-substrate adhesion
Molecular function (GO): protein binding
Source: RefSeq, a predicted model, not a curated record